AUGCAAACACUUUCCUCUUUUUCUCUUCUCAUUUCCUUCUGUCUCUCCUUCCUCUCUCUUCUCCUCUACUUCACCUCCUUCAAAACAGAACUCUUGUGCGGUGUACAAACCUACUGGGUGCUACAAUUCGGAAACAAUCGUAUCCUUGACGUCACGGCGCCAUGGCCUGAACCAUUUCGCCAUACGAUUUCUACGUUGAUCCUGCCAAAAGAAGAAAGAAAGCUUGCUGCCCCUAUCUCGCUAUCAAAGCUGCAAUUUAUUCUCCGCUCAGAAACGACAUUCCUCGAGCCCUUGGAUUUUGCCCAGUCUUCGUUUAUCCUUGAUUGUGGCCCAAUCAUGUCUAGCGAUCGAACUCAUUCUCCAACCUCCACCUCUCCACCUUCCGGGCGUCGCCUUUCUUUAAACCCGGCCUCCCUCGGUGAUUUCUUCUCGAAACCAAACAAUUCAAACAUGAACAGCUCGACAGGCAAUUCUUCCUUUCCUAACCCGAUCACAACGGCCGCCGCUGCCAAUGCUCAGUCCGGCCGACGACGGAUGUCAAUAACCACACUGGGCCUCUCUGGUUCACCAACUCAGCCCUCACCUUUUGGCGCCUAUGCAGGUCGCCGUGACAGUCUCUCCAGCUCAGAGAGUUGCGAAGACGCCAUUGAGGAUGUUGAGCAUUCUCCUGCCAACAAUUCGGCGUCUCCAAUUGCUAGACGCGUCUCCUUCGGCGCUCAGGCAUUGAGAGAUGUCCGUGGAGGAAGCGGAUCUGGAAAUGGCGAGGGUUUCAACUGGUCCGCCGCCCUCCGGACAAGAGCCGAACGGGCUCCUUCUGUCGGAGGUUCAUAUCCAGCCUCUUCACACUUGCAACCAUCCCUAAUGGGCCUAAAUGAUCCUCAUGCUCACCAGCGAUCUGCGUCCAUCGCCAUCAUGGAGCAACCCACCCGCGAAAUUCCCAGGGAACCACGACAGAACAAACCGGAUUUCUUCCAGGAGAAGAUCCUUCGAGCUGAUUUUAUGGACUAA
Molecule: messenger RNA, 1008 nt
Organism: Talaromyces marneffei
Lineage: Eukaryota; Fungi; Ascomycota; Eurotiomycetes; Eurotiales; Trichocomaceae
Exons: 3
Coding region: 1-1008 (335 amino acids)
Source: RefSeq, a predicted model, not a curated record